AUAGUGUUUCCCUGGCAUGUGAUGUAUGCUCGCUGGCUCCACUGUUCUUUUUCUGACACAGAAGUCUUCUGUUUUGUCUCUUAGUCAUGCUUAUAUAUUCUCUGAUUUAAGUUUUUUUCAAUCUACCCUUAAAACAGUUUAUCAAUUUUCUCCCUCCCAAACUCAAAUUAUGUCUACUUCGUCUUCGUUGUCGUCUAUUUGGUCAGUUUCUUAUAGAAAGCUUAAGUUCUUUUCUAGAAUCCGUAGGUUUUUGCAAUCCAAAGCCGUUAGGAAGGGAUCAUACCGGUCUUCGUCAACGUCCGAUAAUUCAAAUAAGUUAAGAACAAAAGACAACAAUGAUAAAGAUGAGGAAGAUCAUCAGCUAGUUAUGGAGAAAGAAAGCGAACUGGAUGGUUCCGUGAUGUUACAAAAAUCUGUGAAGAGGCUCCACUUUGGGAGCUGGGAAGAGAAAGAGAUGGCUGCUAUAGCUAUUGAAAAACUCGCUAAAGAAGACGUUAAGGCAAGGAAAUUGAUGGCAGAGCUUGGAGUUAUACAUAUGCUUGUUUCCAUGGUGGCUACUGAGGUAGUUGGUCGCCAUCGAGCCGCUAUUAAGGCGUUGAUCCAGCUUGCUAAUGGAAAUUCUACAAACAAGGCUUUAAUGCUAGAGGCUGGAAUACUGUCAAAAUUACCAAAAUAUAUUAACGUUGUAGACGAACAAACAAGGCAGGAAUUUGCAGAACUGUUAUUAUCCUUAUCUUCUAUAUCAAAUACGGAUUUCUGUCCGAACAAGCCGGAGAUCCUCCGGUUUCUGAUUGGCAUACUUGAGUCACCUUGUAGCUUUGAAACUAAGGAACUUUGUUUAGGUGUAUUAUAUAACUUGUCUGCUGUGUUAGAGAAUGCUGGAGCUUUAGUAUCUAAUGGAGUCGUCCACACGCUUUUGAACCUAUCUUCUUCGUUCAAAGAACUUUCAGAGAAAGCGCUUGCAGCAUUAGGUCAUUUGGUGGUGACAUUAAUGGGGAAAAAGGCAAUGGAAGAUAGUUCAAUGGUACCGCAAAGCUUGAUCGAGAUUCUAACAUGGGAGGAUAAACCCAAAUGCAUAGAAUUAUCGGCUUACAUUCUAAUGAUUUUAGCUCAUCAAAGCUCGACUCAAAGGGAUAAAAUGUCAAAGGCAGGGAUCGUUCCUGUCCUCGUUGAAGUGUCCUUAAUGGGAAGCCUUUUAGCUCAAAAGAGAGCAAUGAAAUUGUUGCAGUGGUUUAAAGAUGAAAGGCAAGCAAAGAUGGGACCUCAUUCAGGACCACAGACAGGAAGGGUUCCAUUAGGUUCACCAUUGCAUCCAAAGGAGGCUCAAGAAGGGAAGAAAAUGAUGAAAAAUUUGGUGAAGCAAAGUCUUCAUAAGAAUAUGGAAAUGAUUACUCGAAGAGCAAAUGCUGGUGGUGUUGUUGAUUCAUCUAAUCUCAAAUCAUUAGUUUCUAAAAGCUUGACUUUCUAAGUUUUCUUUUUAGUCAUCAAAAUUUUGUUUUGGGAACGCAAUUCUUUGAAAAUGGAAUGUAAUUAUGACACUAUUUCUUAAAGUUGGAGACUGUGUAGAUAGAGUUUUCAUUAAAUCGAAAUCAUCAAUGAAACAACUGAUUGAAAGUU
This is a messenger RNA of Gossypium arboreum, 1617 nucleotides long. Its product is annotated as U-box domain-containing protein 7-like. The coding region runs from base 26 to 1468 and encodes 480 amino acids. Gene Ontology annotation, biological process: regulation of DNA-templated transcription. Gene Ontology annotation, molecular function: protein binding; DNA-binding transcription factor activity; sequence-specific DNA binding. The record is from RefSeq and is a predicted model, not a curated record. NCBI's taxonomy places the organism in Eukaryota, Viridiplantae, Streptophyta, Magnoliopsida, Malvales, Malvaceae. The transcript has 2 exons.